CCCAAGCCAACCCCGCGGCUAGGCGCACUUGGCCCCACAGACGUCUCCACACGCUCCCCCGCAGCCGGCCUCGAGGCGGUCUCGGCCCCACAGCUGACCCUACACUCCGGCCCAGAGCGGACCCCGGCCGCCCCUGCCAUGGAGCUCGAGGAGGACUUGGAUAUGUUGGAUCCAGAGAGGUUAAUUCAGUGCCCCUUGGUUAAACAUCACUGGAUCAGAGCACGGCGGUUUCCGUAUCACCUGGUGAAGUGUAAGGAGAGCAACCCUGAAAUUGCAAAGAAAUUGGCCACAUGCCCUUUCAACGCUCGUCACCUGGUUCCUCGGGCCAACCUCAGCGACCACAUCAUGAAGUGCAAGGACAAAGCCUUUGUAGAGCAAGAUGUGGUGAGCCGGUCCUUUGAGUCCCCGCAGGAGCAGCUGAAUAAUGGGAGCACAUGGCAGGCACCUCCUUGUGCUGAAGACUGGGAAACAGACUUGCUGGAAGGAUCCGAGUCUACUUUUGUUUGGGGUGUGAUCAGCUCUGCCAUGAAAAGCACCAUCAGUGACAAGAACAACUCCUUGCCCUCAAGGAUGCGGCCCCCUGAGACCCUCCCGUACAACCUGUCUGCAGGCCUAACUCGGGAGUAUUAGUCCCUCCCCUAGGAAUCUAGUUUUGCCCCAGCAGUAAGCAUCUCCCUGGUUUGGAUGGGAGAGCUCCUGCAGAAGACAGACAUGCUCUGGACCUGAUGGCAGAACUCUACACUUGGCUUUUUUUGCAUAAUGUGUUUCUGUAAUGUUUGAAUAUGUGGAACUGUCCAUGGUUACCAGAUGUUUCCCCCAACCAUUUGUUUUAAAAGUUACCCUCACCUUGGUGAAUUUUGUUACUGUUCUUGAAAAAAUAGAUAAAUGUACACAGAAACCUUCCCAGGCUAGCCCUGCGUCUUGGUGGCUCCCUGUGAACAGGAAAAACAUCGUAAUUGCUAAGUCUCUGGUUUUUGUAACAGGCAAACUUAGAAGUAUUUUAAUGUGCAUGCAGUUUUUGUUUUUAUUUGUUGGACUCUGAGUUUGUCCACUCAGAGUAUGGGAAGUGUUCAGGUUGGGUUUUAAACCGUGUUGUUGUUUGCAGAGACUGCUUUGAGAGCAUCCUGAGCUUAACUUUUGCACCUUCACACAUUAAGCCUUACAUUUGUCACCUUAGGUCUUACUUUUGUCUCCUGUGAGUGACUUCCCCAGGCAGACCUUAACAGAGAAUCCUCUGCAAGUUCCUUGCAUCACACACAACUCCUAACAGGGAAAGUUUCAGGAGGACACUGAGGUGCUUUUCCAGUUUCCAUUAGAGUUUUGCAGUUUUCUAAUGCUUGAAACAUGUUUGAGAGCUCUCAGGUACCUGUCCUGUAUUAGAGGAGGAAGGGAGUAGGAAUGGUUUAAUUCAGUAAAAAUGCAUGUUUAGGACUGAAAAUGUUCAGAUCAAGCAGUAUAUUUCUAAAUAUGCAAAGUACAAAACGGGAUCUAAAGAUACAACCAUAAAGAAUUAAGAAGCCAGACAUGGUGUUUGUCUACAAAGAGAUUAAUUCCUUCUAAUUUUCCCCUAAAGACUGGAUAUCCACCAUCUAUCUGUAUACUAACACUAGAAAAUGCUACAUGUUGACUGGAAUGUGCAAAAUUAGGAUUCUUCUAAAGUUCUGUCAAUUUAUGUUAAGGUUCUAGUUGGAAAUUUAGAAUAAAAAUGUUUUAAAUGCC
Lonchura striata (white-rumped munia) is the source of this 1719-nucleotide messenger RNA. RefSeq names its product gametocyte-specific factor 1. Lineage: Eukaryota; Metazoa; Chordata; Aves; Passeriformes; Estrildidae. The record is from RefSeq and is a predicted model, not a curated record.